AUGGCGACGGCACGCGUGUCAAGACUGUUUUCUACCGCUGAACCGCCUCUUUGCGUGCGAUGUCUGCAGCGGAGCGCAGCUGCGGCCUUGGGCUUGCGAUGGAGUUCGUCGUCCACUGCUCCUUCAUCCACCCUCCACUCCAGAAUUCGGGAACAGCUGAAGGCCGCCAUGCGUGCAAAGGACACUGCUCGUUUGACCGUCCUGCGUGGCACGAUUUCCGAGAUCAAUCAGGCGGCCAGUGGCUCCAAUCCAAUUAGAACCGACAUGCAGAUCCUUGCCCUGCUGCGGAAACGCAGAGCUGCAUCGGAGGCGGCUGAGAAAGAGGCACACGAAGCUGGUAGACCGGACCUGGUGGAGAAGCUGGAGAAGGAGGUGACAGUCAUUGAGGAGCUGGUGGGCUCUGUGAAAGUAAUGGAUCCUCAGGAUUUGAGGAACAUUGUAAGAGCUACCAUCGAAACACUGAGGGGCACGGUAUCAGGAGAUCUAAAACAGGGUGUGGUUCUCAAAGAGUUGCUGAAACCCGACGGAGAGUUGGCGGACAAGCCGCUGGACAAGAAAGUCCUGGCGGAUGUGGUAAAGGAAGAACUCGCGAGCAAUCACAACCCUUCGUGA
Capronia epimyces CBS 606.96 is the source of this 612-nucleotide messenger RNA. RefSeq lists its product as uncharacterized. The record is from RefSeq and is a predicted model, not a curated record. Lineage: Eukaryota; Fungi; Ascomycota; Eurotiomycetes; Chaetothyriales; Herpotrichiellaceae. Bases 1 to 612 code for a protein of 203 amino acids. Gene Ontology annotation, cellular component: mitochondrion. The transcript has 2 exons. Gene Ontology annotation, molecular function: carbon-nitrogen ligase activity, with glutamine as amido-N-donor.